AGAGCAAGCAUCUCAUGCAGGGAUGCAGCAAGCGUCUGAUUGGCUGCAUAUAUACACGACAUCAGAGCUGGAGAAAGCAGAGAGGAGAGGAAACACUGCGACGCAAGGAGGGACCCCAGCAUCUCACUUCUCACUUCUGAGCUUCUCCUGCUGGGAUAAAUCCCCUGAAUGUAGGCGCUUGACAUCUCCACAUCUAUUUCCAAAGCAGCGCUCCUCCUCUAGUCUCUUUAGCCAUGAACUACCUGCGCCGGCGUCUGUCGGACAGCACCUUUAUCUCCAACCUGCCUAAUGGCUACAUGUCAGACCUGCAAAAACCUGAUCCUCCUCAGCCUCCCCCUCCCGGACCAGCCUCAGGACCAGCUCCAGAGUCCCCGGGCCAGGAGAGAAACCCCAUCCAACCCCAGCCUCUGGGCACGGGAUUCUUCAGCUCCAUCACCAGUGUGGUGAAGCAGACAGCCGCCUCAGCAGGGCUGGUGGAGCAAAUGCCUGUGCCUGCAUCAUCCAAGAGACACAAGCUCCUGCUGGUCAUCGAUGAACCACAACAGGACUGGACCAAACUCUUUAGAGGGAAAAAACUGAAUGGAGAUUAUGAUAUUAAAGUUGAACAGGCUGAGUUUAGUGACAUCAGUGUCGUGGCUCAUGCUAAUGGAUCAUAUAACGUGACUGUGCAGGUUUUGCAGAAUGAAAACAAAGUUGUCAGGUCAUUUAAGCCUGACUUUGUCCUGAUCCGACAGCAUGCUUACAGCAUGGCAGAGAAUGAAGACUUCCGUAACUUAGUCAUCGGACUGCAGUACGCCGGCAUUCCUAGCAUCAACUCCCUGGAGUCCAUUUACAACCUCUGUGACAAACCCUGGGCAUUUGCAUGUCUGAUCAGCACAUGCAAGAAACUUGGACAGGAGAAAUUCCCAUUAAUUGAACAGACGUUCUAUCCCAACUAUAAAGAAAUGGUGACCAUGCCGGCAUUCCCUGUUGUCGUGAAAAUUGGGCACGCUCACUCUGGUGUGGGGAAGGUGAAAGUGGAGAACCACACAAAGUUUCAGGACAUAGCGAGUGUGGUGGCCAUCACUCAGACCUACAGCACAUGUGAACCAUUCAUCGAAGCCAAAUACGACAUCAGGAUUCAGAAAAUAGGAAAUGAUUACAAAGCUUACGUGAGGACCUCAGUCUCAGGUAACUGGAAGUCCAGCACUGGCACUGCCAUGGUGGAGCAGGUGGCUAUGACCGACAGGUAUAAGCUUUGGGUUGACACCUGCAGUGAAAUAUUUGGAGGCCUCGAAAUUUGUGCCGUUAAAGCUAUUCAUGGAAAAGAUGGAAAAGAUUACAUUACUGAGGUAAUGGGUUCAUCUAUGCCAUUAGUGGGAGACCAUCAGGCUGAGGACCAGCAGCUAAUAGCAGACAUGGUCAUUGCCAAAUUGAAUCAUGUUAUGGCACAAAAUCCCAAAAGACCAACUGCUAUUCAACCAAGAAAGAAUGCUGUUGAGAAGGAUGCUGUGGUUGAAGUAAAGCACGGCCCACCACAGAAAGCUCCUCCACAAGGCUGUUUGCAGUACAUUCUUGACUGCAAUGGUGUUGCUGUGGGACCAAAAUUAGUGCAGGCAAACUAAUACAACCAUGAAAGCUCGAAGCAUUUAAACUCCCGACAGGUUGUGUUCAAACAUUCAGACAGUGACCUGAGGUGCAAGGGAACAAAUAAUCUGUAAGAAAAGUCUUCAUUUGGGCCUGAUCGGUAUUUCAGGCUGUACUGUGUUACUUUCACUGUUCUGCGCUUGUGAUGGUUGCUUUGUUUCUAUGUGAAGCUGUUGUCUCUUCAGGGUUGUUGUGUGUGGUGAUACAGCAGAUCGUGCCUAGUGUUCAGUGUCACUCUUUCCUUGUACUUAUUUUUUUCUUGUUUUAUGUCUUGUGUUAUGUUUCAGUAUAUGGUGUUCAAAGAGUCACUGUGUGUGUAUGUGUGUGUGUGUGUGUGUGUGUGUACCUGGUAUUCCCUGUGGUAAAGGGGACCAAAAGUCACCACAAGGAUAGUAAUACCAGUAAAUUUUGACCUUGUGG
Messenger RNA from Sinocyclocheilus anshuiensis, 2046 nucleotides. RefSeq names its product synapsin-2-like. The transcript has 11 exons. Gene Ontology annotation, molecular function: ATP binding. Gene Ontology annotation, biological process: neurotransmitter secretion. NCBI's taxonomy places the organism in Eukaryota, Metazoa, Chordata, Actinopteri, Cypriniformes, Cyprinidae. The coding region runs from base 234 to 1604 and encodes 456 amino acids. The record is from RefSeq and is a predicted model, not a curated record. Gene Ontology annotation, cellular component: synaptic vesicle; synaptic vesicle membrane.